AUGCGGGUGGAGGUGGAAGUGGCGGCGUCCGGCAGCGCCACGAGCGCCGCGUACGUGUCAUUGAAGACGUUCAGGAGCUUGGAUGCGUCGUGGGGGUGCUAUGCAUCGCUGCAAUGCUGCGAGACCCAUCGGCCACGCGUUUUUCGAUUGGAAAUUGAUGAAAAACUGACGGAGGACGGAGCUGCGAAGGUCCGCAUUGACCACUGGCCGGAGGACAGAGCGGGCGGAGGCGUAGAAGGCUGCAGCAAUGCAGUGGAGACAGGAGGUAAAAUGGAGAUGGGGUGCGUCCCGUCGUCGGCGGUGAGAGUGGUGCAGUACUUGACACUGGCGCCCGCCAGUGACAACCAGCCGAAGCUUGCACUCCCGUUCGUCAGGAGCUUGCUGCGUAGGCGGAUUCUCGCCGGACGAACUGGCAUCAUUGCUCUACAAAGUGACGGAUUGGAUUAUGGCGAAUGGACGUACGAAGCUUAUUUCCGUGGUCGCAAUAGGGAGGACGCUGAUCUACUGUACGACGGUGGAGUCGUGACGGAUAAAACUCUCGUACUGGUGUUCCCGUCCGCUUCGACUGCACCGACGAGUAGGAAAUGGAGCUACCAGCCUGUAGGCGUCCACGCGAGAGGGUUCAAAGAACUGGUGGCGAUGGCACUUCGUGGAGUGGAUCGCGAUUCAGAUGAAGCGGCGAAGGCUAUUGCUGCCCCUCACUCGUUGCUGUUGCAUGCACCGAAUGGUGCCGGCAAGACCACGUUGGUGCAUCAGAUUGCGGAGGAGCUUGGGGCGAACUUGCUUAUGCUAGAUGGAGGCUUGCUGGCCUCCCCACAACUGAAGCUGGAAGACUUCUUUUCGGUUGCGCUGCGGAUUCAACCGUGCGUGUUGCUGCUGGAGGAUCUGGAGCUGCUGUUCCCGAUGACACUUGACGAGACCAAGUAUAAACUUGUCUGUCGCCUCGUGAACUGCCUUGAAAGCAUUCAGAAGUCGGAGUCUGUUCGUGUUGCUGUCAUUGGAACCGUAUCAGUCCUUGCUACUUUGCACUCGAAAGUGCGGCAGCUUCUCACCGAAGAAGUUUUCCUCGAUGUUCCUGACAAGCAAUGGACGCUGGGCUUGCUAACGUCGCUACUCCCGUCCUCGAAUGCACUGCGACCCGAAUUCUUGAUGUCUUUGGCUGUCCGGUACGGGCAGAGGCCCAGCAAUAUUGCUGCGAUCGCUCAACAAAUCUGCAUGCGGUUGCCACAAAGCGGCAGCGAAGACAUCAGUGUCACCCUGCUUGAGUCGGAAAUCGCCGCUGCUGCACGCGAAAUCUCAAGUACGAGCCAUGGCGCGGAUACUCUCAGUUCCUCCGUGCCUGACGUAUCGUGGGACGACAUCGGCGGCCUAGAGCGCGUCAAGCAAAACUUAAUUGAGAUGGUCGUGUGGCCACUGGAGAAGCCGCAUGUCUUUCGACGCAUGGGGAUCUCACCGCCUUUGGGUAUGGUGCUACACGGGCCUCCUGGUACAGGAAAGACGAUGCUCGCAAAAGCAACAGCCAAGGCAAGUGGCUGCAACUUUCUGAAUCUGGCAGCUAGCGACCUCAUGAAGGCUGAAAUUGGCGAGAGUGAGAAGGCUAUCACGCGCGCGUUCGACACGGCUCGCGCACUGAGUCCUUGUAUGAUCUUCAUUGACGAAUUCCAGUCACUCUUUGGCAAUCGGUCGACUGCCGGCCAAACAACGUCUAGGAUGAUCUCCCAGCUUCUGAUGGAGCUCGAUGCUCUGAAGGCUGUAUCUGAUGACAACGAAAUUCAUGGAGAUGCUGCUGCAUCUUCAGCAAUGGGCAGUAUUUCGACAGGCCGGAUAUUUGUCCUCGCUGCAACGAACGCUUUGUCUGCAAUUGAUCCAGCAUUCCUCCAGCCAGGCCGUUUUGAGAAUGUCGUCCACGUUGGUUUGCCCAACGCCAGCGAGCGCAAGGCCAUCCUGGAGAUCCAGCGCAAUAAAAUGCCGUGGAGCCAAGACGUCAACCUCGCUAAACUCGUGGAGCAAACCAACGGUGCUAAUGCGGCGUCAUUGAUCGCGUUGUGCCAGUCUGCAGCAAUCCAGGCCAUGCAACGGAUACCACCGAGCGCCGCAGUGGACGAGCAGUGCAUUGCAAUGAACGACUUCGUCGCAGCGUUGGCGAAAGGCAACUUCGAUUUCCAAGAUCCCGAGCAAUAA
Molecule: messenger RNA, 2181 nt
Organism: Phytophthora sojae
Lineage: Eukaryota; Oomycota; Peronosporomycetes; Peronosporales; Peronosporaceae
Exons: 5
Coding region: 1-2181 (726 amino acids)
Molecular function (GO): ATP hydrolysis activity; ATP binding
Source: RefSeq, a predicted model, not a curated record